This is a messenger RNA of Drosophila ficusphila, 944 nucleotides long. It is a transcript of the gene Rpp30, whose product is annotated as ribonuclease P protein subunit p30. Gene Ontology annotation, cellular component: nucleolar ribonuclease P complex. The transcript is spliced from 5 exons. Bases 36 to 932 code for a protein of 298 amino acids. Gene Ontology annotation, molecular function: RNA binding. Lineage: Eukaryota; Metazoa; Arthropoda; Insecta; Diptera; Drosophilidae. Gene Ontology annotation, biological process: tRNA processing. The record is from RefSeq and is a predicted model, not a curated record.
CGUUGGGGUCUUCAAAAAACAAAACAAACCCAAAAAUGGAGCAAACAAAGCCGUUCUACGAUUUCAGCGUUCCCUAUAAUAAGGACGACAAAGUGAUGAGAGCUCUGCUCAACGAACUUGUGGACUUGGGCUACAAAACCAUCGCCAUCGACCAGAGUUUCGACCACAGCAAAAAGGAGGCCGGCAAACGGGGAUCCGAGAUGUUUCCCGAGCCCCACAAAAUCGAACAUCUGCGCAAGGAGUUUAAGGACAAGCUGAGAAUCCUGCAGAGAAUAACAAUUCUCUACGUGGAUGUCAAUGUGGCGCAUGCAAUGAGUGUCUCCCUCAAUCUGCGAAAGUUUAAUCUAGUCGCUGGCCAGCCCAAAACCGACGCCGCCUUGACACAUUGCUGUACGGCCUUCAACGGUGAUCUGAUAACCUUCAAUCCUGUGGCAGGAUCACGGCUUAUGGUUAAUCGAAAAGCCUACCAGGUGGCCGUGCGUCGCGGCAUGUUCUUUGAGAUCAAAUACGCCCCGGCAAUAGUCGAUUCGAAUAACAGGAAAGACAUGAUAAAGAUCGCUCAAAACUAUUGCACUAAAGGAAAGUCUAAGAACAUCAUCUUCAGCAGCGGAGCAGCGCACGAAUUUCAGCUGAGGGGACCCUACGAUGUGGCCAAUCUGGCCUAUAUUUUUGGCUUGUCGGAGGACCAAGGCAAGAAUGCUGUGGAUCGUCAUUGCAGGCAGCUCUUCCUGAAGGCUGAGUCGCGUCGUCUGGGCAAAACCAUUAUGUUUGUAAAGGGAAAUGGACCCAUCGUAUUCUCGGAUAGCUCAGAGGACGACCAAAGCGAGUCAGACGAUGAAAUGGAGGGACUUAAAUCGGAACUAGGAGAAGAAAAUGAAUCUGAAAUUAACGAUGACAAUAAGCAAGCCAAUAAACGACUGAAAGUGGCGUAGCACCGAAAAUAA